Messenger RNA from Rhinopithecus roxellana (golden snub-nosed monkey), 7565 nucleotides. It is a transcript of the gene TCF7, whose product is annotated as transcription factor 7. The coding region runs from base 7 to 1503 and encodes 498 amino acids. The record is from RefSeq and is a predicted model, not a curated record. The transcript is spliced from 11 exons. NCBI's taxonomy places the organism in Eukaryota, Metazoa, Chordata, Mammalia, Primates, Cercopithecidae. Gene Ontology annotation, biological process: regulation of transcription by RNA polymerase II; canonical Wnt signaling pathway. Gene Ontology annotation, molecular function: DNA-binding transcription factor activity, RNA polymerase II-specific; RNA polymerase II cis-regulatory region sequence-specific DNA binding. Gene Ontology annotation, cellular component: beta-catenin-TCF complex.
CCUUUGAUGUUCGGACCCGCCAGCUCCCGGAGCCGCUCUGCCCAGCGCCCUAGCCCGCGCCUGCAGCCCGCCCAGGCGGAGUCAGCCCGCGCUCCGCCCGCCGCGAUCCGAGCUCGGAGGUUCGGACUCCGGGCUCGCCGCCCCCGGGCCGGCUGCGCGCCCCGCACUCCCCGCGCCCAGCGCCCCGCGCCACGGCGAGCGGAGCGCACCAUGCCGCAGCUGGACUCAAGCGGGGGCGGCGCGGGCGGCGGCGACGACCUCGGCGCACCGGACGAGCUGCUGGCCUUCCAGGAUGAGGGCGAGGAGCAGGACGACAAAAUCCGCGACAGCGCCGCCGGUCCCGAGCGCGACCUCGCCGAGCUCAAGUCGUCGCUCGUGAACGAGUCCGAGGGCGCGGCCGGCGGCGCAGGGAUCCCGGGGGUCCCGGGGGCCGGCGCCGGGGCCCUGGGCGAGGCCGAGGUCGGGGCCGAGGCUCUCGGGCGGGAGCACGCUGCGCAGAGACUCUUCUCGGACAAACUUCCAGAGCCCCUGGAGGACGGCCUGAAGGCUCCGGAGUGUACCAGCGGCAUGUACAAAGAGACCGUCUACUCCGCCUUCAAUCUGCUCAUGCACUACCCACCCCCCUCGGGAGCAGGGCAGCACCCCCAGCCGCAGCCCCCGCUGCACAAGGCCAAUCAGGCCCCCCAUGGUGUCCCCCAACUCUCUCUCUACGAACAUUUCAACAGCCCACACCCCACCCCUGCACCUGCGGACAUCAGCCAGAAGCAAGUUCACAGGCCUCUGCAGACCCCUGACCUCUCUGGCUUCUACUCCCUGACCUCAGGCAGCAUGGGGCAGCUCCCCCACACUGUGAGCUGGCCCAGCCCUCCUCUCUACCCCUUGUCCCCUUCCUGCGGAUAUAGACAGCACUUCCCUGCCCCCACUGCAGCCCCUGGCGCCCCCUACCCCAGGUUCACCCACCCGUCCUUGAUGCUAGGUUCCAGUGUACCUGGUCACCCAGCAGCCAUCCCCCACCCGGCCAUUGUGCCCCCCUCAGGGAAGCAGGAGCUUCAGUCCUUCGACCGCAACCUGAAGACACAAGCAGAGUCCAAAGCAGAGAAGGAGGCCAAGAAGCCAACCAUCAAGAAGCCCCUCAAUGCCUUCAUGCUGUAUAUGAAGGAGAUGAGAGCCAAAGUCAUUGCAGAGUGCACGCUUAAGGAGAGUGCUGCCAUCAACCAGAUCCUGGGCCGCAGGUGGCAUGCGCUGUCGCGAGAAGAGCAGGCCAAGUACUAUGAGCUGGCCCGCAAGGAGAGGCAGCUGCACAUGCAGCUAUACCCAGGCUGGUCAGCACGGGACAACUACGGGAAGAAGAAGAGGCGGUCGAGGGAAAAGCACCAAGAAUCCACCACAGAGACAAACUGGCCCAGAGAACUCAAGGAUGGUAAUGGACAAGAAGAGUCACUGUCCAUGUCUUCUUCUCUAGCCCAACCUGAGGACUGGGAUGGCUGGGCAAGGAAGCCAUAGGCAUUGCGGCCCCUUGCCUUGGUGCAGAUCUGAGUCCCACAGACACACCUGGAGAAGCUCAAAGGCCGGGACUGGGAGAUGACUCCCUUGGAAGACAGGUGACAGCCCACAGGCCUAGUGACAGAAGGCCCCUGUGCCACCUUGUGGCUGUUCUGGGAACUGCACCUGUCCUAGGUCUGGGCCAGGCCAAGCAGAGUGGUAGUCUGAGGACACUGACUUACCACCCAAGUCACGGGAAGAGAGGACAAGAAAUCAGCCAGCCCUGUGCAGCACUUUUUGGUUGUGGUGUAUGACUAUGAAUUCACCCUCUGUUUACAGAUAACUCUCUUCACUAUUCCUAGGAGGAAAAAGAAAUGCAUUCGGUACUUACCCGGAGAAGGCCGCUGCCCCAGCCCCGUUCCUUCCGAUGACAGUGCUCUAGGCUGCCCCGGGUCCCCAGCUCCCCAGGACUCACCCUCUUACCAUCUGCUGCCCCACUUCCCCACAGAACUGCUUGCUAGCCCCGCGGAGCUGGCACCUACAUCCCCAGGUCUCUCCACUGCUCUCAGCCUCCCAACCCCAGGGCCCCCACAGGCCCCCCACAGCACCCUGCAGAGUACACAGGUACAGCAACAGGAAUCUCAGAGACAGGCGGCCUAGCAGGCACAGGACAUCUGGCCGCCUCCAGGAGCCUACCCCCUGAGAGAAAGCAACAGAGACCCAGAUCGCAUGAAAACCGGCCAGGGGUCCUGUUAACUCCAUCUCAGGGUCCAGACCCUGAAGAUUUCAGAGGCUGCAAAAUUUCUACCUGAACCUGAGGCCAUCGAUUCAAACUGCUCCAAGUGGUGGGAAUCAGAUCUGUGUUGAUGUGUCAUCUAAUUAAGGGAAUCCCUUGUACCUAUGGCUGCCUGCAUCUAUUCUUUGUACCAUCUGUCUUGCCAGCCAGAAGCCUCUGCCUCUCUAGCUUUUCUGCUCUAGGUUAGAGAUGGGCUGAACUGAGCCUAGCUACCUUCUCUAUCCAUCUCCCCCAUCCCCCCCACUGCCACACCCUCCCCAUUCAUGGACCAAGAAUGACCCGGUUUGUCAAACAACUUGUGAGCAUGGUCACAGCCACAAAGCUCAAGAUGACAACUCUUUUAAGGAAAUGGAGAAGCUCUGUUUAUAAAACAAAACCAGCUGCUACUCAUAAGUUGGACCAGAGGAAGCCUCUUACCAUGUUCUCAGGAGCUUGCGAGAAGCAGGGAGGGGAAUGGAAUAGGUUAAGUUUAGGCCUAUCAACAUAAGCAACAGAAAUAACCUGACACUACCUUAUCAGGCAAGUUGGGGAGCGGGGGUGUAUCUAGCUCUAGUUCAAAUUAUUUGGAAGUGUUUCCUGAGAAACUCACCGGCCUAAGAGGCUCUGAUACCAAGGCCCCAGGCUUGUCAUUAGCAGCGCAGUCAACAGUUCAAAGAAGUCAUGGCCCAAAUCCAGUGUGCACCCCUCCCCACUCACAGAGCCUUUUUCACAGUUCCAUUUCCAGUUUAUGGCAGUCCAGCCAGCUCCUGGGCAGCUGUGAGAUGGCAAACCCAAAACCUCACGACAGCCAGAGCCUGUUUUCCAGCAUUCAGUCCAGACCAGCUCCAGUUUCCCCAUGGGGCUGCAGGACAGAGGACCAUUACAACUAGAUCAAGGAGCCCAGAAAACCUCCAGUAGUGGAAACAGGUUUUCACCAUAGCCUACUUUAACCCAUUUUUGAGCCAAGCUUCAACCCUGAGCCUUGAAAAACAAGUCUUUUUUUAAUUUAAUUUUUGUUUUUUGCCUCCUUCUCAUCGUACGUAGCCUGAAUCCAAAGAAAAAGGGCUGCCUGGCCGGGUGCGGUGGCUCACGCCUGUAAUCCCAGCACUUUGGCAGGCCGAGACAGGUGGAUCACCUGAGGUCGGUAGUUUGAGACCAACCUGGCCAACAUGGUGAAACCCUGUACCUACUAAAAUUAGCCGGAUGUGGUGGUGUGCGUGUAUAAUCCCAGCUACUCAAGAGGCUGAGGUGGGAGAAUUGCUUGAAUCCGGGAGGUGGAGGUUACAGUGAGCCAAGAUGGCGCUACUGCACUCCAGCCUGGGUAAUAGGGAGAGUGUGUCUCAAAAAACAAAAAAAAGAGGGCUGUCCAUGUACUCACCCACCCCUCAAGAAAAGCCUUUAGUUCCUAUUUUAGCCACUGGUUUCUCAGAAUCCAAAGAUCACAUAUUCUAGUGUAACACUGCAAGAAGUCUUGAGAAAAAGAUUAUUGUAGUGUUCAAAAUAUUUUUGCAUUGUUAAUACAUCAUCAUAGAAAAACUUUUUUAAACAUGAGAAUAAAGAUACUUUUUACUGGGUUUGUUUUUCAAAGCCUGACUCUGAGGAAUAAGUUGUUUCAGUAGCAGAGCACGGUAUUAUUUCCUUUUCUUCUCCACAGUCAGGAAACUUGGAGUUUGUUCCCUAUGGUACAUACGUUUCCAAACCUCCAGCCUGCAGAAACCAGGGAUUACACUUGUCAUCUCCCCUAAAGGGGUGUGGGCCCUGCCUGCCUCACCCCUGAGAGCUAGGCCUAUACUCCCAUUCCAAGCUUUGCUCUCUUAGCCCCCAAUCCCCUCAGUGAUGCAGACCCCACAAUGAUGCAGGCCAGCCUGCUCCCCAGUACUCAUAUAAAAUAAAUCAGUUGGUAACUGCUGUCCAUAAACGCUGAAAAGAGAAUCCAACCUGAAAUAGGUACACAUGACCACUAGGCUCCAUUUUCCUCUGAGGGCAGAGAGAAAGAACAUUCCACAAGUGCAUAUCCUAUUUCAAGGAAAACAAGAGCAAACAGGAGUCUUUUAUAACCUAUUAGCACCACAAAAUCCUAAAGAAGGAUUUUUCAAUAGCACCCUCUAAGACACAAAGUAUUUUUCAUAUUUUCACACAAGCCUUUCAGUUUGAUAAACCUAUAACCCACUUUUUAAAAAGUCAUACACACUGUUGGUGGACACGAGAGCCACCAUAUCCACUUUAUUUUUACGUUAUUUGUAUACAUUUAGGGGGUACAAGUACAGCUGUGUUACAUGGAUAUAUUGUGUAGCGGUGAGGUCUGGGCUUUUAGUGUGCCCCUCACCCAAAUAGUGUACUGUGCAUGUAAGUAGUGUACGUUGUACUCAACAGGAUUUCAUACCUCAUCCCCUUUCAUCUCCCACCUUUUGAAGUCUCCAGUGUCUAUUAUUCCAUUCCGUAUCCGUAUACCAUGUGUACUCACUGUGUAGCUCCCUACAACUCACUUUUUACAUGACAGUUUCCACCAAGCACACUACUGUCUUCCAGAGACCCAUCAUGAAUGUAAAAGGUGUCAUGAAGGCACCUCAAUGGGUCAGUCAACAAGUAGAUGAUGAAUGUCAGGCAAGAAGUAUUUCACAUGGGACAGCCAGUGGGCCACCAUCAUGCAUUGUCAUUGUCAUUCCACUGAGUUCUAUUUUUUGGAUUUCGUAUUUAAAGAUAUUUGUAAAGAAAGUCAUCUUUCAGAGCAGUGUCUAUUUAAAGUAGGCCACUGGAAGUUGUAACCCCAGACUUGCUGCUUUUGCUUCUUUCUGAGAGAGUGCUAGAGGACACUAGCCAUUCUCUGGACAUCUGUCCCAUUUUAAAUAAUUCUGUUCUGGCUACUGGCCUAGUUGUUUUUAAAAAAAAAAAAAACACCCUACAUUCUAACCAGGGCUUAUGCAAAUGCAAGACCAGGUUGCUGCAUGUGAUUUGGUGUCUCACUUAGAGUACACAGGGUACAUGAACAAUGCAGUCUUUGUGUAUUGGCGGGGAAGCCUUUGGCAACUCUGUUUAAAUCAGAUCAGCUUUUUUUUUUUUUCAGUCUAACUUCAUAAACUCAGAUCCUCCCAAAUCACCCUGGUGCAUUCCUAUGAGGCCAGAGGAUGACUUGAGAUUGCAACCUCAAGUUCAACUUCUAAUACCACACCAGUCCCCCUUCACUGCCAGCUGAGAACCAACCUGUUUCCUGAGACACUGUAAGACAAGAUACCUUAGCCUCCCUUGAACAUUUCCAGACAAGUAGCAGACCUGCAACUUGGGUGAAAGAUGUUCGUUCCUCCUUUGGUACAGCUGCUCCCCAUUUUGUGCUCAGUGGAUAUGGUGAGGGUUCAGCCCAGCAAGCAGACAAAAAGCUUAUGUCUCCCAACCUGAAGGUGUCUACUUUAACAGAACCCCAUGGCUGGACUCUCUUCUGACAUGUAAUUAUCUUUUGAAUGGCUCCUGUGGUCUCCCUUUCCUUCUGGCUGUGGACCCCCAACAGCUGGCUCAGAAGCACUGCUCCCUAGCUUUGUUCAGUGUACAGGAAGGCCACAAGUAAAGGGAAGCGCAAUAGUUCUUUAUAUCCCGUUCGAGAGAGGAAGAAAGGGAAUCAGUUUCUGCAUCUGUUUCUCAGAAAACAGCACAGAAGGGGCAAGGGUAACAAGGCCAUGUUAAACAACUACUUAGGAGACUGUAUGUCAAAGUAGAAGAAUUUAAGACCCAAAUGUAGUUAAUUGUAUAAAAAGGCUAAGUUGGCUUUUCUUUGAUGUUAGAAAGGCUGCUUUAAGCGUGACUCUCAGAUCUCUCCGGAGUUUUUUUUAAGCUCUUCAGGGCUUUAAGAGUUCACCAAGGGUUUUUGAAACAGCUGCCCACCAAGCAGACCCUGGUUGUGUCAACUCCCCCAAUCCCAACUUAUUGUGAUAACCUUGUCCCAAAUCUCAAAUCACCCUGUGGGCAUCUUUCAAAUUCAGUCUCCUGAGCUCUUCUCUAAUGGUUUGGAGGUACUAACAAACCAUUACUGGCAGUGAGCAUCUGAAACUACUCAUACAGCAGGGAGUUUGAAAACAGCGAACACAUGGUGGAGAUGUUCUCAUACAGUCCCCUAGAAUAAAAGCCUAGCUCAGGUCAGGAAGGAUUUUCAAGCUCUUAAAGAUAGCAUGGGAUUAGGCAUGUUAACUGGAAAGGGAAAACUUACGUCCUGCAGUCCUCACAAGGUGGGUCACUAUUGGUAAGGGAUGUUUCACUUGUGAAGACAAGAUAGCAGCUGUGAAUUAUGUGGGAGAUAGCCCAGGCCAACACUUCUUUCAUAUUCACCAGGGGCUUUGGACCAAGUCUUCCUUUUUCAUUCAAGUGUUCUCAUUCUUUUAUCUGAAGCCUUGUUCUUUCAGGCAUGUGCAAUGUCAGGAAGCAGGGUGAGGGGCUUGGGGAGGGAAUAGGAGGGAAGAGAAAAAGCCAGGUUCCACUCACCAAAAAAGAAAAAAGCCACUCUGGAAACCCUGCUUAAGUACUUCAGGAUACAGAGUACAGCUUCUCUAUUUUCCCACCCCUUUCCAUAAGCUUCCUGGAACAGAAAAGUCUGCAAACCAAUUGAAGAAGGCAAAGAAUUAGAGGUUGUGAAAUGGUAUACUCAGGAAAGGACAAAUAUGAAUUUUCACCAAAUAGGUGGGAGGUAUUCAAAGUGAGAGCACUUUAAUGAAAUAAGCUGAUCCUCAGUGUGCAAUAAGAGGCUGCUAUACAGCAGGUUGAAAAUGUAAAGUUAAGACAUAUCAGAAGGUCUGAAUAUACUUAAAUACUUCCAGAAAAUUUAAAGUUGAGAGAUAUCAGAAGUCACAAGAACUACAGAUGUGGAAGCAGACACUGUUGUGAGCAACUACAUUCCUCCCAUAGAAUGCUGCUCAAUACUGGCACACAGACCAGAGGUAGCCAGCAGUACACAAGCCUGCAAGGCAACAAGUACAUUAUCAAUGAAUUAGCCAUCUAUCACUUAAACCAUGUUCGGCAUUGGAAGUGUGUCAAGCAAGAGCACCUUUGACAACACUUCUGCCACCACCAAUGAUCAUCUCCACUGAUGCAUACUUCAUCUUGAUAUGCACAGUCAGUUCUCUUACUCAUUCUCUUUGACCACUGGAGGUAGUGAUUUUUAACAACAGUAAACAAGAAAAAGUCAUCAGGACUCUAACUGUAAAACCCGAAACAUUCAAAAGACUAGUUUAGUUCAAGAGCAAAAAAAAAAAAAUUAGAAUUUAGCUCACACACUCAAAAUUGCCCUGCCUAAUGUGGGUCUGAUGAAUAAAUGCUGAUAAAAUAC